UAUAGAGUUUAGUGAGUGCUGAAGGCGUUAAGUAAUAAUAAACUGUCAAGAGAAAUUGUGUUUUGUAUUAUGAUAAACUGAAGUUUCUGAUAACGUUUGCAUGUGAAUAAUUUACUUUUAAACGUUUUUAAUAUAAAGUUACAAGCUACCUAUUAAAUGUGAUUGCAUUGUAUUUGUGUUUGCAAUAACCAAAGGAAACGAUUUGAAAGAUGCCUAUUUUAUAUAGUGUUAUAUCUAGAGGAAAAACGAUUUUAGCAAAAUAUGCUACUUGUGCUGGUAACUUUGCUGAAGUAACAGAACAGAUUAUUUCAAAAAUACCAUCCCAAAAUGACAAACUUACGUAUUCUCAUGGGAAUUAUUUAUUCCAUUACAUUUGUGAAAACGGGGUCAUUUAUAUGUGCAUCACUGACGAUGAGUUUGAGAGAUCAAGAGCCUUUCUAUUCCUUAAUGAAAUCAAACGUCGUUUCAAUGCUGCAAAUGAGUCAUCAAUUGAAAAUGCUAUGGCUUAUGCCAUGAAUUCAGAUUUUGCAAGAGUCUUAGCAAAUGAAAUAAAGCACUACUCAGAAUCUGACGAUAUCGAUACCAUAUCUAGAGUUCAUGGAGAGCUGGAUGAGCUCAAAGAUAUAAUGGUUAAGAAUAUAGAUAACAUUGCUAUGCGUGGAGAACGUCUUGAAUUACUUGUAAAUAAAACCGAAAAUUUAAGCAACAACUCAGUCACUUUUCGAAAAACCAGUCGGAAUUUGGCACGUGUAAUGUUCUGGAAAAAUGUUAAGAUGUACUUUGUAAUUGGAGGAGUUUUGAUAGUAAUCGUCUACAUUAUCACGGCAAUAUCAUGCGGUGGUUUACUUUGGCAAAAAUGCGUAGCUAAAAAAUAAAACUUGGGAUAUUAAUUGAAUGCGAAUAAGACUAAUAAGCUGUACUUUUCCC
Messenger RNA from Agrilus planipennis (emerald ash borer), 927 nucleotides. It is a transcript of the gene Vamp7, whose product is annotated as vesicle-associated membrane protein 7. The record is from RefSeq and is a predicted model, not a curated record. Gene Ontology annotation, cellular component: membrane; SNARE complex. Lineage: Eukaryota; Metazoa; Arthropoda; Insecta; Coleoptera; Buprestidae. Bases 210 to 875 code for a protein of 221 amino acids. Gene Ontology annotation, molecular function: SNARE binding; SNAP receptor activity. Gene Ontology annotation, biological process: vesicle fusion; exocytosis. The transcript is spliced from 5 exons.